AAGCAGCCGCGACGCCAUUUGCUGCGGCCGAGCGUGGGCGCAGGCGGAUCUCGGAAGAACUAGAUCUCGAGACUGCCGCGCACGCGACCCGGCCUCUCGCGCCUGCUUGAUACUGCGCGGUCCCACGCGUCGCCCCUCUCGCCGCUUGAAGGAGUCGCCACCACCGCUGCCGCCGCCCAGAUAGCAGUCAGAGACGCCGCGAGGCCGCCGUCUCCGCCAUGCCCAAGAAUAAAGGUAAAGGAGGUAAAAAUAGACGUAGGGGUAAGAAUGAGAACGAAUCUGAAAAAAGAGAGCUGGUGUUCAAAGAAGAUGGACAAGAGUAUGCACAAGUAAUCAAAAUGUUGGGAAAUGGGCGACUAGAAGCGAUGUGUUUUGACGGUGUAAAGAGAUUGUGUCACAUCCGAGGGAAAUUGAGAAAAAAGGUUUGGAUAAAUACCUCAGACAUUAUAUUGGUUGGUCUACGAGACUACCAGGAUAAUAAAGCUGAUGUAAUUUUAAAAUACAAUGCAGAUGAAGCGAGAAGUCUGAAGGCAUAUGGCGAGCUUCCAGAACAUGCUAAAAUCAAUGAAACUGAUACAUUUGGUCCUGGAGAUGACGAUGAAAUCCAGUUUGAUGACAUUGGAGAUGAUGAUGAAGACAUUGAUGAUAUCUAAACUGAACUCAACAUUUGACAUUCCAGUUUCUCUGAGGGAUUGUUCAACAAUUUGGAUUUUGACUGUGACCUGUUGAAGAUUAAAACUCCAUUAAUUUGAGUGUAGUUUGUUAAAGCAGACUGAUUUGUUUCUAAGGUAUUUCUUUAAAAACUGGUAGUGCUGAAUUGAAGGAAUUGUUAAGCCCACUUUGGUUUUUGUUGUAAUGGGGCUUAUGGGGUAUAAAAGAGCACACCUAUUUUGAAAAAGAGGGAAAGAUGCAGUAAUUACCUUUCCUACUUUGACCACUUCCAGUAAGAUUGUUCAUGAUUAAGCCCUAGUUUUCACUAGCCUGUUGACUGUACCGUGACUUUGUGUAUGUUCUAGUUACCUAGGUGUUCCCAUAAGAUUUCCUUAAAAUUUAAGGAAGACCAGAAGAGUCUGCAUUUGAAGGCAAAAAUGAUUAGGUCUGUUUUUCAUAUUUAAGUAGCAUGUGGCUAUUUUUAUACUAAUUUUGAUAUCAUGUACAUUCUUUUCAGGAUCUUUUUUUGCCAGUAAAACAUAUCAACAAAAAGGCAUUUAUUUCCAAAAUGCAGUUUUUUGAAGCUGGGUUUUAAUAGCAAUUUUGAAUUGGUUAGUAAUUGCAGAAAUUGAACACUAGGUGGCAUCCAGUUAUCUUAACAUUGGAAAUACUGAUACAGUUGUCUACUUUUUUUUUUUUUACUUAACUGUGCAUAGGAUGUUUUCCAACAAAGAAAAGAUUGUUUUGAUCAUGUGCAUGGAUGUAGAAUAUUUUUACAGAACAAAAAGAUUAUGUUGUGUCAUUUUAUUUUCAGAAGUCAUAUACAUGUAAGCUACAAUUUUUAUAAACACUUAAAUUAUGUGUAAAUGAAACUUCAUAACAACUUAUCCAAAUUAAGCCUUUUUCAAGCUAUCCCUAAACUGGAGAAAGAGGAGGGAAUAACGACCUACUGAAAAGAUGGUUUCCAAUUUCUGAAUGGAAGAGCUACAACAGAGAAAUAUAAUAAAGACAAUGUCAUGCUGGAGAGUAUAUUAUACCCUUUGUGUUUAGGAUGUAUUUUAUUGUGUGUACAGAUUUUUUUUGCUUGUAUCUUAAUGGGAGUUUAGAUUGACCUUUCCUUAUUUAGUUUUUCGUUAUCACCUCUGGUAAAAUGAAACUAAGGACUGGACUAGUUAGACCUCACUAGCCACGUUGAAAUUGUGUGCAACUUGAAAAGAACAGAUCCAUCAGGUAGCUUGUGAAGCUUUGAUUCUACUGGUCUCCAGAGAACUUUUCAGUGAUAAAAAGUAAUACCAAGGGGACUAAAACUUCACGUGGCUUCCAAACAACAAGCAAAUCUUUUUUCAUCCCACACUUAGUAUAACUUCCUAAGUGUACAAACUCUGGAAUUGAAAUCCAAGGUUCUUUAAAAAAAUUGUUAAAAGAUUAGACAUUAAAAGUGGACAAUUGCGGUUCAUGUUUCUUAUUUGGCUUUCCUGAACACUUACCUAGAAGGAAUGCAUCUGAGACCAUGGGCUGGUUUUUAAUACAAGAAACCAGCCUCUAAGAAUUGACUUAAUGAUUAUCUCCAUCAGUACUCAACCUCCUAGGACCUUUAGGCUGCCGUACAUGAAAGCGUUUUGCUAAAUCCUUCCACGUUAUUUUACCGAGAAUGUUUUAACUCUGCGUCUGUGAUACAGUUUACGGUAGGGGUAGUGCAACUCAAACAUUAGUUUUUCUACUUAACUCCAAUAAAUAUGAGUGAUCUAAAGAUUCUUUAAAAAUUACAACAAUGGCCCGAAUUCAUGUGUUAGACAGUGAUUUUUUCCCCCCCUUGGUAGUAACAGCUCAAUACAGUGCUGUUGCAUCCUGGAAAAUCUCAAAUCGUAAUUAAAUUAAUUGGGGUAAAGUUGUAUGUAGCUCAUAUGCAAUGCUACUUGGAGAAGUUAUUUUACUAACUUGUCUUUAAUAUGGAAAUUGUAUAGUUUCAUCGAUUUGAUUAUAUUUCAAAUGAGGAAUGGAAGUGGUCCUUAAAAUUUUUUUUUGUUUUUUGGGGCUUGGGCGUUUUUUUUGUUUAAUUGGUUUUGAUUAUACUCUUUGAUUCCUAAAAUACAAUGCUCUAAGGUGUGCCCUGAAAGAAAAUAAAAUGUUUGAAAUCCAAGAAUAAUGGUUCUUACUGCUAAGAGGGUGUAGUUAUAACUAAUGACUUUGAUAGGCUUGCAUUUUUCAUGUAGUGUUUAUUGCACUUCCAGUUAUAGUAUAAGUAUGUUGUAUUACUAAGGUGACUAAAGAACCAAACCAAGUGUUUGUGUAAAAAAAAAAAAAGACUUGCCAAAAUUUAUUUGACUGUUGAAUCUUUCUUGAACAUUCAGCCUCUUAAAGAGACCACCUUUUAAGGUGCCCAUAAACUAUGCAUGAUGAAAAUUCUUGUAUUUUAUUAAGGAAUAGCCAUUGGAUUACUCAGCACAUCUGUGAUAUCAUGGCUAUAAAUGUAGUUGCUUACAAAAUUCUUUGUGACGUGUAGUUUAAUUGAAUGUCAUCUAUCUUGUAAAUAUUAAGUUAUAGGAUGUUGAAUAACACCUUUAAUAAAUAUAAACUGUCAGUAUUGACUUCAGAGCAAAUGAGGAAUCAUAUAGGUAAAAGCAUGUUUCAAAUACAAUACCUGGCUGGAUUUGUACUUGAUUUGAAUUGUGUACAGAUUUAACAACAUCCAGUAUUAACUGUGGCUUGACAGUAUAUCCAAAUGAAAGGUUCUUUAUGUUACCUGACUGUCGUAAAGAUAAAGAAGGUUUGUAUUGGUAUGAGAUGUGUUUAGAUCUUAUCCUGCUUAGGAAGGGGAAGUUCCACUUAUACUGUUUGGAUUCCCAUGAACUUUUACACACCAGAUUGUGUUUUUGAUUUUCUUUAAACUUACCAUCCUUUUUAUCCAUACUCUCUUCCUAUUCAGGAAAGAACAAAACCUGACUUAAGGCUUGCUACAAGUGUGCUAAGACACUAGCCUCUCAGGUAUAGUUAGAGUGAAGCGGGGGAUUUGGAGAGUUGGUUGGACCGGAUCCUCUCUUCCCCUCGGCUGCCAGGUACUUAGAAGGCAGUGCGAUGGAGAGUGAAGAGCCUGGGCCCUGGCGUCCCAGGGCCUGUCGCAGCCUCCACUCUGCAGGUGACCACGGGCACCUUCUCCAGCCUGUCUAAGCUUCAGGCCCCUCGCCUGUAAGAUGGGAAUGCUGAGAACAGUAACUGUUCUCUGAUUCUCUGAAUCAGAGUUGUUGGGAGGAUUGAUAAUUGAUGUGUUCAUAUAUACAAUGCACUGAGAGCAGUGUCCGCCGCUUUUCACUAGACGCCCAGGAUUCCGUAUGAUAGAAUAUGCACGUCUCUUAUAUUCUCUACUCACCAUUUCUUUGACUUGUAGUCUUUGGUUCCUAUAAUAAAAAGAAAUGUGUAGAAUAUAUAUUUGUAUAUUCAUGUCGACAAGAUAUUUAGAAUAAUUGCUGCCACCCUCAUUUAAUUCAGCAUAAGACUAACAGAUGGAACUUGCUUGAAGAUGUUUUGCAAAAUGCCAACUGCUCUAUAGUUAGAGGAAGUUUAUAGUUAUUAACAUUGGUAGCUCUGGUUAUAUUUCAUUCUUAAGUCUUUAAUAUUACUCUUUACAUCCUUUAUUAUAGAUUCAUGAAAGCUAAUUAGUACUGAUGGAUUUGGAGGUUUCCUUUCCCAUCUUUUGGAAUUAUGUAAAAAAAUCAUGCAAAAUACAGCAAUUAGAAAAUAAAAUACGAAAUAACUUUCAACA
Hipposideros armiger (great roundleaf bat) is the source of this 4411-nucleotide messenger RNA. RefSeq names its product eukaryotic translation initiation factor 1A X-linked (gene EIF1AX). Gene Ontology annotation, biological process: translational initiation. The transcript is spliced from 7 exons. NCBI's taxonomy places the organism in Eukaryota, Metazoa, Chordata, Mammalia, Chiroptera, Hipposideridae. The record is from RefSeq and is a predicted model, not a curated record. Bases 219 to 653 code for a protein of 144 amino acids. Gene Ontology annotation, molecular function: RNA binding; translation initiation factor activity.